GGCCCAGCCGUGGCCAGUGUACGGGGACAAAAGGCGGGAGUCGCGACCGGCCGCCACUGCGCUGGUUGCUGCAUCGCGGGACGUCUCUGGAAGAAGUUCUUUACUUCGCCUAAUUACUGCAUCCCAGCAUUAUGUCGUGCAGAAGCUGCAGCUGGUUUAUCUGCUUCUUUGUGGCGGUAGUCUUAGCUGCUGGCUCCAGUGACACAGAUUCCAUUACAGAAUCCGAUCCUGAAGUCACAGUCUACAGUUCAGAAAAUGACAAUCAAGAGCUGUCCACAGUGGAGCCGGCGUGCGAGCAGCUCGCGGCUGAGCAGCUGUCCGUUGAGACGGCGGCCGCCACCGCCGUGUCCGCCAUGCGGCACUCCUGCACCGGCCUCACGCGGGCCGCCGUCGCCUUCAUAAGCGCCCGCUUCCUCAGGGUGAUGGCCACGGAGGGCUGGGUUGACGCUGCAAGCAGCUACCCGCGCACUUUUGUAGAGUUAGUUCGCCUGCUUGCAGAGGCUCAAGCAGACACCAGUGUACCAGCCGCUGCAGACACCGGGAACACCUCUGCUGCACCACACGCUGGUCUUCACUCCAGUGCCCCACCUCAUGUCGCCAAUGUUUCCUGCGUCUGGAGCCUUCGUGGAGAGGAGAAGGACCAGAGACUGAUUCAGGCAGCUAAGGAGGGGGCAGUGGAGGAGCUACUGAUGCUGCUCAGGGCUAAAGCAGAUCUGGGGGCGACGGACGAGAACAACAAGACAGCGCUCCACUGGGCGGCCGCAGGGGGCCACACAGUGGCAGUGAGGUGUCUGCUAAUGGCAGGUGCUGACGUGGGUGCGAGGGACAACUCGCUGCAGACUCCCCUGCAUGGGGCUGCACUGAACGGCCACGCGGCUCUUGUGCAGCUGCUGGUGGCGUCCUCUGCCGAUCCCAACGCCAGGGAUGAGGAUGGGUGGACGCCGCUGCACUCUGCGGCAUUCACAGGACAGGCAGAGGCGGUGACAGAACUGCUUGAGGCAGGGGCCAACAAGAGGGUCGUGGAUAACAUCGGCAAAACCCCGCAGGACAUUGCCAGACAGUACAACCACCAGCAGCUGAUAGACGUGCUAUCAUAAAGCUAGCAGCCUCACAAAUGUCUGUGAAAUAAAAUAAAUGAAGAUUUUUGACAA
This is a messenger RNA of Schistocerca serialis cubense, 1151 nucleotides long. RefSeq names its product serine/threonine-protein phosphatase 6 regulatory ankyrin repeat subunit C-like. The record is from RefSeq and is a predicted model, not a curated record. The coding region runs from base 132 to 1097 and encodes 321 amino acids. The transcript has 6 exons. NCBI's taxonomy places the organism in Eukaryota, Metazoa, Arthropoda, Insecta, Orthoptera, Acrididae. Gene Ontology annotation, molecular function: protein binding.